Molecule: messenger RNA, 1122 nt
Organism: Sordaria macrospora k-hell
Lineage: Eukaryota; Fungi; Ascomycota; Sordariomycetes; Sordariales; Sordariaceae
Source: RefSeq, a predicted model, not a curated record
AUGGGCUGGCAAGCUUGGGAGCUCGACCCGGAGAAGAUCCCCCUCUUCAAACUGAUCUUCCACGUUGCCCAGAUUGUUUUGGGCUUUGUAGUAUGGUGUUUGGAAAUUGCCGUCUUCAAGACUGAUAAGGUGCCCAUCAAUGGCCAGAAUGGCUGGACCUUCGCAGUGUUCUUCAUUUCGAUACCGGCGUGGAUCUACCUAGGCAUGGCCCCGCGAUUCCCUCGGACACGCAAGCUCGCGCAGCCGCAUGCCAUGGUCGCCGUUGACGCUUCUAUGGCAAUCAUCUGGCUUUCUGCCUUUUCCACCCAGGCUGCAUUCAACACUGCUGGCUCAUGCAUGUCUGUGUGCGGCAUCAGCAAGGCCAUCGUCGGUCUUGGCUUCUUUGUUUUCCUCUUCUUCUGUGUUACCACCUUCCUGAGCAUCUACACCCUCAUGUAUUACAAGUGGAACAACCGUCUCCCCGGCUACGACAACCUGCACGCCCGCAACCAGAACAUCGACCCCGACAAGGCCGCCUUUUCGCUCGCCCCCCACGACGAAGAAGCCUAUGCGCCCGUUAACGUGAACGACCGGGACGAUGAGCACAGCCAGAUUGGCGGCGGAAUCGGUGGACACUCGGACUACGACGACACCAACACGCACCUCGGCGGCCAAGUCGGCGGCGGCGGCGGACGCUCGGACUAUUCGGACCCCUACGGCGCCCCGACGGCUAGCAGCCUCUCGGUCGACCCGUACCGUGGCCACACGCCCCUGAGCCAGAUGACGCCCGACCCGUAUCGCGGCCAGACCCCUCUGAGCAUGAACACGGCCCGCACGCCCGACCCGUACCGCGGCGCCACGCCCUUGACCGAUUUGUCUGCUGACUCAUACAACCGCGGCGUGACGCCGAGCUACCUGGGAAGCCAAACCAGCCGGUACGGCGCAAGCUCGGUGGCGCCGUCGGAGAACCCCUUCAGGCAGGAUAACCCGUUUGAUAACGACAACGACUAUCAGUCCUCCGUCGGUGGCGGUAGCCGGUACGCCCCCCCUAGUGUGCAUGAUGGGGACUAUGAGGAUGAGCCAUCGACGAGAUUCCCGCAAGCCCCCUACAACCGGGUAGGAAUUGAACGGGGACAUGUGUAA